AUGCUCGACUCCUUCCUCUGGUCAAGGGAUCUUCCUCUCGAGGUGUUUGUGUUCAACCGAACCUCGGUGUCUGAUCAAACGCGCGAAUCCUCCGACUCUCAGCUCCAAGCUGCAAACUUGGAAUACGCCAGAGUGCAAGCAAUAACAACGGCCUUAAUUCCUCACGUCAGCCGAUGCAAAUUGUUGCGUUUCGAGCUGGUAUAUCCGACUUCCGUCCCACCUGCCGCUCUUUUCCUUCAGCAUCAUCCAACCCGUCUCCAGGAGCUGGUUCUUCUUCCAGGAGGAGGAAAAAUCCCUUCUCUGCCUUUUGUCGUUAAGGUCGACUGCCCAUGGACCAUCAGCGAAUUCUUUACACCCCUUCCAAGCUUUCGUCAGCUGAAAUGUCUGGUGCUUGACGCAUUCACAUUCAUGUCCUUGGGAAGGGCAUUCAAAGGAUCGUUGAAAGAACUCAAAGGAUGGGCCCUUAGGCUCGAGGUGUCGACCUACACUUUCCAACCCGCACGCAUGGACCCAUCCUCAAUCAGAUUUACAAUCGAGGAAUUUGUGGACUACCUUCGAACUCUCCGACCUGAAUUUCUCACAUUACGCGACCUGCUCAUUGCAAACCCCAAGAUAACUCAUGCAGAGUAUCUACCCACCCACGCCAAACAUUACUCCCCUAUCUAUGUUCCUCUUCUCUUCGAAAAUGUUUCCAAGAAGAUUAUCUCGAAAUGCCUUCCCGUCUGCGACCUUCAGACGGACUCAAUCACUUUUCGAUCAUGCGACAUUCCACCCAUGGAUGAAUUUUAUGCCCUCUAUUUGAAACUCGAUCACAUUCCAGAGUGGACAGAUCUUGAAGGUGUUCUGGAGUUAUGGGAAGGCAGGGAGCUGACCAUCAAGUCGUCGGCAUGCUUCAAUGACUCGCUGCUAGCUUGGCUCUCCGACAAUCGACAUUGCGCACGACAUCUGGACGCCCUCAAGCUUUACGAUUGUCAUUCCUUCUCCAUCGAGGCAUUGAAGGAAUUCAUCGAUACAAGAACGCAGGAGAUAGACGAGGAUUCAGAGGAGGAUUCAGAGGACAGUGACGACGACAAUGAAGCACGUGAUAUCCGGGAAUAUACCUACAGGGCGGAGGUCAAACCCUCACGGAUGAGGAUCGAUCAUGGUUUAAGAGACAUGUUAAAUACUUUUCGUUCUCAGUCGACUGACACUCGCGUGUAA
Messenger RNA from Cyclocybe aegerita, 1200 nucleotides. Lineage: Eukaryota; Fungi; Basidiomycota; Agaricomycetes; Agaricales; Hemipholiotaceae. The record is from the annotation of a GenBank genome assembly.